Molecule: messenger RNA, 2292 nt
Organism: Bipolaris oryzae ATCC 44560
Lineage: Eukaryota; Fungi; Ascomycota; Dothideomycetes; Pleosporales; Pleosporaceae
Exons: 2
Coding region: 1-2292 (763 amino acids)
Cellular component (GO): spliceosomal complex; intracellular anatomical structure
Molecular function (GO): RNA binding; RNA helicase activity; ATP binding
Source: RefSeq, a predicted model, not a curated record
AUGACUGCUAUGCCCAAGCGCGAAUACGACAACGACGACAGCGCCCGCGUCAAGCGCGUCAAGACUGAAUCCACCGGCAAAGGCGAUAUGGACGCCGCCUCUAACCCGUACCUCGCGCACUGGAACGAUACCAAAGACAGUGCCGCCACCGGCCAGGGCCUCCAAGGCUUCAAGCGCCAUGCUACCACCACUGCGCAAGCCAAUGCCGCAGAGAACGGGCCCAGCAACCCCUUCACCGGCCGCCCCCUCUCCAAAAAGUACAUGAGCAUCCUCGAGAAGCGCCGUGACCUGCCCGUCCACCAACAGCGUGAUGAGUUCCUCAAGCUCUACCAGGAGUCGCAGAUCCUUGUCUUUGUCGGUGAGACUGGUUCUGGAAAGACGACACAGAUUCCCCAGUUCGUUCUCUUUGACGACCUUCCCCAGACCGAGGCCAAGAUGGUCGCUUGUACGCAGCCUCGUCGUGUCGCUGCCAUGUCGGUGGCCCAGCGUGUGGCUGAGGAGAUGGACGUCGAGCUAGGCGAAGAGGUUGGAUACAGCAUUCGUUUCGAGGACAAGACGGGGCCAAAUACCAUUCUCAAGUACAUGACGGACGGAAUGUUGCUGCGUGAGGCCAUGAACGACCACAACCUCACGCGCUACAGCACAAUCAUCCUCGACGAGGCUCACGAAAGGACCUUGGCCACCGAUAUCCUUAUGGGUCUGCUCAAGGAAGUUGUUCUGCGCCGGCCCGAUCUCAAGCUCAUCAUCAUGAGUGCCACUCUCGACGCUACCAAAUUCCAAAAGUACUUCCACAACGCCCCGCUCCUCGCCGUCCCCGGACGAACCCACCCCGUCGAGGUAUUUUAUACCCCCGCGCCCGAGCGCGACUAUGUCGAAGCUGCUCUCCGCACCGUCCUUCAAAUCCACGCUACCGAACCCGAGGGUGACAUUCUGCUCUUCUUGACUGGUGAGGAGGAAAUUGAGGAUGCAUGCAGAAAGAUCAACCUUGAAGCCCAAGAUCUUAGUCGCGAGGGUGGUGCAGGUCCACUGGUUGUAUACCCGCUCUACGGAACUCUGCCUCCGGCGCAACAACAAAAGAUCUUCAAUCCCGCUCCUCCCCCAUCAACCCCUGGCGGCCGCCCCGGACGAAAGGUUAUUGUUUCUACCAACAUUGCCGAGACAUCUUUGACUAUUGAUGGAAUCGUCUAUGUCGUAGAUCCAGGUUUCAGUAAGCAAAAGGUCUACAACCCUCGUAUCCGUGUCGAGUCACUGUUGGUAUCGCCCAUCUCCAAGGCAUCUGCACAGCAACGUGCUGGACGUGCCGGACGUACGCGCCCCGGUAAAUGCUUCCGAUUGUACACCGAGGCUGCCUUCAAGAAGGAGCUCAUUGAGCAAACAUAUCCUGAAAUUCUGCGCUCAAACUUGGCAAGCACGGUUCUAGAGCUCAAGAAGCUUGGCGUUGACGACCUGGUACAUUUUGAUCUCAUGGACCCUCCUGCGCCCGAGACUCUGAUGCGUGCGUUGGAAGAGCUUAACUACUUGGCAUGUCUGGACGAUGAGGGCGAACUUACCACACUGGGAAGUCUCGCAUCUCAAUUCCCCCUGGACCCUGCGUUGGCAGUCAUGCUCAUCACCUCUCCCGAAUUCUACUGCUCCAAUGAGAUGCUGUCUCUCACUGCACUCCUCUCUGUGCCUCAAAUCUUCGUCCGUCCAGCCAACAACCGCAAGCGAGCAGACGAGAUGAAGGACUUGUUCGCACACCCUAAGGGUGACCACCUCACAAUGCUGAACGUCUACCAUGCAUUCAAGAGCGAAGAGGCUCAGGAAAACCCAAAGCAAUGGUGCCAUGACCACUUCCUGUCAUACAGAGCGCUCCAGCAAGCGGACAACGUCCGUCUCCAGCUUAAGCGCAUAAUGGAGCGUGAGGAGUUGGAGCUUGUGUCUACACCAUUUGAGAACAAGAAGUACUAUGAGAAUAUCCAACGUGCACUUGUCGCAGGCUUCUUCAUGCAAGUCGCUAAGCGUGAUGGCAACGGCAAGAGUUACAUUACAGUCAAGGAUGAGCAAAAUGUUCUUCUGCAUCCCAGCACAGUGCUGGCUGAGGACAGCGAAUGGGUCAUCUAUAACGAAUUUGUACUCACCACGAAGAACUACAUUCGAACCGUCACCUCCGUCAAGCCUGAGUGGCUCAUGGAUAUUUCUCCCAACUACUACGAUUUAUCGCAGUUCAAGAAGGGCGAGAUCAAGACGGCUCUGCAACGCGUUGUCACCAAGAUUCAACGCAAGGAGGCUGAGAAAGGAGGACGACGAUGA